This is a messenger RNA of Oreochromis niloticus (Nile tilapia), 1085 nucleotides long. Its product is annotated as zinc finger protein 335. Bases 31 to 864 code for a protein of 277 amino acids. Gene Ontology annotation, biological process: brain development; positive regulation of neurogenesis; positive regulation of transcription by RNA polymerase II. Gene Ontology annotation, molecular function: RNA polymerase II cis-regulatory region sequence-specific DNA binding. The transcript has 8 exons. The record is from RefSeq and is a predicted model, not a curated record. NCBI's taxonomy places the organism in Eukaryota, Metazoa, Chordata, Actinopteri, Cichliformes, Cichlidae. Gene Ontology annotation, cellular component: nucleus.
GAUUAAUGUUCUGUUUUGUUUUAGACCCACAUGGGACAGCACUCCUACCUGCGUCCUCACAAGUGUCCAAACUGCAGCUUUGCCUCCAAAAACAAGAAAGACCUACGCAGACACAUGAUGACGCACACCAAUGAGAAACCAUUUUCUUGUAAACUUUGUGGACAAAGGUUUAACCGCAAUGGCCAUCUGAAGUUUCACAUGGAGCGUCUUCACAAUCAGGAUAAUCUUGCUCGCAAAAGUCGAACCACUGCGUCUCAGCAAACCAUAAUAGUUAACAGCGAUGAGGAGGCGUUAGCCACACUACAGUCCCUGCAGGGACAUCAGGCAGUGAUCACUCCUGAGCGGCUGCAGGCUCUAGGACAGGAGCACAUCAUUGUAGCUCAGGAACAGGCAGUGUCAGACCAGGAGGAAGGUGCAUACAUUCAGCAGAUAACCACCAUAGACGGUCAGACGGUCCAGCAUCUGAUGACAGGAGACAACCAGGUUACUGAGGUUCAGUAUAUCAUCUCACAGGAUGGAGUUCAACACUUACUUCCUCAAGAGUAUGUAGUAGUAGCUGAUGGCAACCACAUACAGAUGCCAGACGGACAGAUAAUCCAGUACGAACAUGACAGAACCAUUGUUCAGGAGCAACAGAUUGCUGUAAGUCACGACGGUCAGAUCCAGUACCUACCUGUCAGCUCUGAUCAACAAAUCGUGAAUGCUGAAGAUUUGGAGGCUGCUGCCCACUCUGCUGUCACAGCCGUAGCAGACGCGGCCAUGACACAGACCCAGACAGUCUACACUGAGGCUACACCUGAGCAACUGGAAGAGCUGCAGCAACAGGGCAUCCACUAUGAUGUCAUUACUUUCUCCAAUGAAUAGGGAUGCAAGUGCGCCAAGAGGAGGACCAAUACAAACCACUAUGAGCUAACAGAACAGUGACCUCAACUUAUUUAUGCAUCUAGCUGGCAGUGAAGUGAAAAAAAGGCCUUAUCUCCUGCCCAGCAUCACCUGCUCGGGGCAGCUGCAUCAGUCACAAUCAACAGCUUCUUGUAAAUUUCAAUUAUUGUACGCAGUGCUUCUAAUUUAUUCAUAGGUACUGA